Messenger RNA from Fonsecaea nubica, 735 nucleotides. RefSeq lists its product as hypothetical. The record is from RefSeq and is a predicted model, not a curated record. Bases 1 to 735 code for a protein of 244 amino acids. Gene Ontology annotation, biological process: DNA recombination. The transcript is spliced from 2 exons. Lineage: Eukaryota; Fungi; Ascomycota; Eurotiomycetes; Chaetothyriales; Herpotrichiellaceae.
AUGCAUCCGGCGAAAAAAAGAAAGUUGCAUCAACCUGGUGGAUUUCUCAAUAAACCUUUUCGCUCACCGCUUCGCCCAACUAACACUCAACCUCAGCCAUCUGCUCAAGGAGCCCAUACCCAGGUUCCUGCUGCGGCACUUCUCUCCGAUUGUCAACGAUUAUCCCCAGACAUAAAACCAGACAUUCGACCAAACUCUCGGAUCACCACCACCCAGCAAAGCUCUUCUCUACUGUCCCCUGACGAGUCCGCGCUGAGAGAUCUCCAGAAGCAGUACACUACAUUGUCCAAUAGGCUCACUCAUCUGCGUCAGUCUCUUCAGACGGCAGAACACGCUCUUCAGAUCGAGGGAUCAAAGCAGAAUGCUGAAGUGCAGUCUCUGGUUUCCCGUUGGCGGACCAUCGCCCAAGAUGCUGCAGAUGAACUUUUCGCUGAUGCCAAACAGAGGGUUGACAUGAUGGGAGGCGUUGUUCAGUGGCGACGACAGCUUGAGGAGGACUCGCGACUGUGGAACAAUGCUGAGAGCGAGGCGUUUGCUCCGAAAUCUGCGGGCGAAGUGGAGGACGACCACGGCAAAAGAGAGACAGAGGAGGCCGACCAUGCAAACACUAUGGAUGCUGAGAGCAAUAUUGAAUGUUCGGAAACUUGUUUCUUCACCAUGGAGAUGAUGCUCAACCAAAUGAACGUUGAUCUACAAUUAAUCGGCUUUGACAAGAACCAGGAAUGCUGGAUAUGA